Messenger RNA from Nannizzia gypsea CBS 118893, 3030 nucleotides. Its product is annotated as translation initiation factor IF-2. Gene Ontology annotation, molecular function: GTP binding; GTPase activity; translation initiation factor activity. Lineage: Eukaryota; Fungi; Ascomycota; Eurotiomycetes; Onygenales; Arthrodermataceae. Gene Ontology annotation, biological process: translational initiation. The transcript has 5 exons. Bases 1 to 3030 code for a protein of 1009 amino acids. The record is from RefSeq and is a predicted model, not a curated record.
AUGCGCAGACACUCAAUCUUGAAGGGCAUUCGGUGUCAAUACUGUUGCUCGCCGCGCCGGUUCCAUUUGGAGCAUAUCAGCAACCACGAACUGCCCGGACAGCAAAUACGACAAUUGAGCUCGAGCUCUAAUAGUGUGAACGGACCGGAUAAUAACAAUGACAAAAAUAAAAAUCAAGCUUCGGGCUCAACAUUCGGACGUGGGUGGGGCGCACCCGCAUUUGGAGGUCAAGUGUCUUGUACAGCUGCGGAGUUGAAACAGCGGGAGGCUUUGCUAGCAUCGCAAGUUGCUCAAAAGCCAUCAGCUCCUGCUGGAGGAAGUGCCACACAGAACGUAAACAGGGCAAGGGAACAGCGAGCUACAUGGGUUUGUGCUCAAUGCCAAAAGGCCAAUCCGGUCAAGCUUGUGUCAUGUCCUGACUGCAACUGGAGGCCUAGCCAGGCCUAUCUUACUUCGUCAAAAUCACGGCCUGCCCAGCUUAAACCGUCUACUUCUAAACCUUCAUCAGAUGGCGUGCAAGUGUCUAGUGACACAAGGAACCAAAAACAAAGCAAAUUUACGAUUACGAAAAGCUGGGCCUCUGAACAAUCCCUAUACAGGUCUGCUAGAGGCAGGCAACAACCGCCGCAUGCUAGCCAGUCAUCGCGAGAUUCAAGAUUCGGCACGCCGAGUGCAUCGUCUAGGGCCAGUGGAAGUACGGAUACGGAGAAGCCAUGGCAGGAGAGUGGUUUUAGGAGUAUCUCUCGGAAACCACCCAGUGCGUUGGACUCUCAAAAACAACACUCAAGCGCCAGCGCGUCAUGGCAGUUAUCGGGCUUUAGAAGUCUACCUCCACAGCCCGAACAAGUCCGCUCAUCUGAUAUAGUGCCAGAAUCCGAGACUCCCGUUAGAUCCAAACCCCCGCGGGAUGAAUUGGACACUGAAAAGUAUACCAACGAACGCAACACUGGUCGGCAGCCCCCACGAGCCGUUCGUGAGAAAGGCCGGGAUUUUACUACGCGUUACGAAGAUGCCGAUGAAGAGGUUUCCUUCAAACCUAGAAAACAGAAAGGUAGGCGUUCGGCGGCAAAUGAUGAUUUGGACGAACCGCAAAUGCGGCCGAAUCGUCGAAAUGCGAACCGCGGACGGGACUUAGAUCGUGAGGUAGAAUAUGAGGUUGGGCGACCCAAGCGAAAAGACAAAAAAGAUAGAAAGAAAGCCGCUCAGCGAGUACAAGAGCAGUCUGGCCCGACUCCAAUAGUUCUUCCAGAUUUUAUUAGCGUUGGGAAUCUCGCAGACGCAAUUAACGUCCGCCGCCCUCAAUUUAUCAAAAGCCUGCAGAGCCUUGGGUUUGAUGAUGUCACAAAUGACCAUGUUCUCGAUUCUGAAACUGCUGGAUUAAUUGUUACCGAGUUUAAUUUUGAACCCGUCGCUGAAACUAACGAUAUCGAUCUGGUUGCCGCUCCGAGACCAGAAGAUACGUCCAAUCUACCUCCAAGGCCACCGGUGGUCACAAUCAUGGGCCACGUUGACCAUGGAAAGACCACUCUUCUGGAUUAUCUUCGAAAGUCUUCCGUUGUUGCGACUGAACAUGGAGGCAUAACCCAGCAUAUUGGUGCAUUCUCUGUUACCAUGCCAUCUGGAAAACAAAUCACCUUCUUGGAUACCCCCGGGCACGCUGCUUUCCUAGAAAUGCGGAAGCGAGGUGCUGAUGUUACCGAUAUUGUCAUCUUGGUUGUUGCAGCUGAUGACAGCGUCAAACCACAAACUAUUGAAGCUAUAAAACAUGCAAAGGGCGCAGAUGUUCCCAUUAUUGUUGCAAUCAACAAGAUCGACAAAGACGACGUAAAUAUUGACCGAGUUAAACAAGACUUAGCACGUCAUAAUGUUAGUGUUGAGGAUUAUGGUGGCGAUGUCCAGGCAAUUGGAGUCAGUGGGAAAACAGGCCAAGGAAUGUUGAAAUUGGAAGAGGCUGUUAUUACACUAUCCGAGAUGUUGGAUCUUCGUGCUGAUAAGGAGUGCAACUUUGAGGGCUGGAUUAUUGAAGCCUCCACUAAACGAGGAGGUCGGGCCGCAACCGUACUAGUACGACAGGGAACGCUUCGUCCAGGUGAUAUUAUUGUCGCCGGGACUUCAUGGGCUAAGAUUCGAACGCUGCAGGCUCUUCCAGGGAUCUCACGUGGGAGGUCGAUGGUUGGAGAGAUCAGCCGGUUGCUGGAUUCGAAGUACUCCAAGCUCCAGAUGAGCAGCGUGCAAAGGACGUUGUUGCUUUCCGAAUUGAAAAAAGAAGACGUACAACGACUGGGCGGCGAUGUGGAAGCCAUCAACCAAACUCGCCGUGAGACGCGCGAGAGGCGACAACUGCAGGCUGCACUAGAAGAGAGUGGUGAAGUGUCAACCGAUUCUGCUGAAAAAAGUGGCCCUCAGCCCAUUCCAUUUAUUGUCAAGGCUGAUGUUUCCGGUUCUGCAGAAGCAAUCGUCAAUGCUCUGUCUGCUGUAGGAAACAAUGAGGUUUUUGCAAGAAUCCUACAUUUCAACGUUGGCAAAAUUGGAGAAUCGGAUAUCCGACAUGCUUCUGCUGCCAAUGCUGAUGUUAUAUCCUUCAACCAGUCUGUUGAUCCCGAGAUCAUGAAGCUUGCUGUUGCUGAAGGAGUUGAUGUCCUAAACCAUAACAUUAUCUAUGAAUUGAUUGAUGAUGUAAAGAUGAGACUGAGCGAGCAUCUUCCCCCAACCGUCACUCAACGCGUGUCAGGAGAGGCAGAGAUCGGCGAGGUCUUUGAAAUCAAACUCAAAGGGAAGAAGACUACCUCUGUUGCCGGAUGUAAAGUCGGUAACGGCGUCAUCCAUCGAUCUCACAACGUCAGGGUUCUAAGAGGGAAGAACGUUAUUUACGAUGGGACUCUUUCAUCUCUAAAGAACGUCAAAAAGGACGUGACGGAGAUGCGAAAAGGCACAGAGUGCGGCAUGGCAUUCGAGGGCUGGACUGACUUCGCCGUUGGCGAUGAAAUCCAAACAUAUGAAGUGGUUCGCGAGAAACGUUAUCUUGAAUAG